AUGCCGCUGAAGCGCUCAAAGACUCGCGCGCCCCGCGACCGUCGCCAUGGACGGAUCACUUCUUCGGAAGCGGGCAGGAUUCGAGGUGAGAUUGAAGAAAUUAGCAUACCGCGGAAGCAACGGGAGAGGAGGAAGCUUGAGAAGGCUCACCCCGAGAUCAAGACGAUGUGGAAGGACCUUGGCAAAAUUCCGGUCAUUACGCCUGUCCAAGCAGAGCAGCCGACUGCCAUCACUCGCAAGCUGAAGUCCUUCCAGCUUGAAGGUCUGGAUUGGAUGACGAAGCAGGAGAGGACGCCCUACAAAGGCGGCUUGCUCGGUGAUGAGAUGGGCAUGGGCAAGACCAUCCAGGCAGUUUCGCUCAUCAUGUCCGACUACCCGCAGAAGCAGCCAACCCUCGUCGUGGUGCCGCCGGUAGCGCUUAUGCAAUGGUCCGCCGAGAUCAAGCAGUACACUGACGGCAUGCUCAAUGUGCUCGUCUAUCACGGCCAGAACAGCAAGGUCAAGAGUAUGAGCGUCAAGGAGUUGAAGAAGUUCGACGUCAUAAUGAUCUCUUACAACAGCUUGGAAUCACUGCAUCGUAAGGAGACGAAAGGCUGGAGUCGCGGCGAAAACAUUGUCAAGGAAGACUCGCCCAUUCACGCCAUCCACUUCCACCGGCUGAUCCUUGAUGAGGCUCACAGCAUCAAGUCUCGCACCACGGGCGUGGCAAAGGCCUGCUUCGCUUUAGAAGGCACAUACAAGUGGUGUCUGUCCGGCACACCCGUCCAAAACCGCAUCGGCGAGUUCUUCUCCUUGCUUCGCUUCCUCGAGGUCCGCCCGUUCGCCGACUAUUUCUGCAAGAGCUGCGACUGCUCGAUACUUCAUUGGAAGCUUGACGAUGACCACAUGUGUCCCAGAUGCAAGCACUCCGGCAUGGAGCACGUCUCUGUCUUCAACCAGGAACUGCUCAACCCACUCACUCAAUCCGAAGAUCCGGCGGAGCGAUCCGCGGCCAUGGACAAGCUACACAUGAUCACCGCUAGGAUCAUGCUUCGUCGCAUGAAGCGCGACUACGUUAGCUCUAUGGAGCUGCCGCCCAAGGAGGUCAUCGUGCACAAUGAGUUCUUCGGCGAAAUUGAGCGCGACUUCUCCAGCAGCAUCAUGACUAACACCUCCCGCCAGUUCGACACCUAUGUCGCUCGUGGCGUCAUGCUGAACAACUAUGCCAACAUCUUCGGUCUGAUCAUGCAAAUGCGUCAAGUGGCUAACCACCCCGAUCUUCUACUCAAAAAGCACGCGCAGGAAGGCCAGAAUGUCCUUGUUUGUAACAUCUGCGACGAGGUGGCUGAGGAGGCCAUCCGCUCACAGUGCAAGCACGACUUCUGCCGCAGCUGUGUCAAGUCUUACCUCCAGUCCGUCGAAGAGACGGGCGGCGACGCUGAUUGCCCGCGCUGCCACAUCCCGCUUGCCAUUGACCUUGAUCAGCCGGACAUCGAGCAGGACGAGGAGGUGGUAAAGAAAUCGAGCAUCAUCAACCGCAUCAAGAUGGAGAACUGGACGUCCUCCACCAAAAUCGAGAUGCUGGUGUAUGAUCUGUACAAGCUGCGCAGCAAGAAGCAGACACUGAAGAGCAUCGUGUUUUCGCAGUUCACGAGUAUGCUGCAGCUCAUUGAGUGGCGUCUGCGCCGCGCUGGGUUCAACACAGUCAUGCUUGACGGGUCCAUGACGCCUAUUCAGCGCGAAAAGAGCAUCAAGUACUUCAUGGAGAACUCGGAUGUCGAGGUGUUCUUGGUGUCGUUGAAGGCAGGUGGCGUAGCGCUGAAUCUGACCGAGGCGUCGAGAGUGUUCAUCGUCGACCCGUGGUGGAACCCAGCUGCUGAGUGGCAAUCCGCCGACCGCUGCCACCGUAUUGGCCAAAAGCGUCCUUGUGUCAUUACCCGGCUGUGUAUCGAAGACUCGGUGGAGUCACGCAUGGUCAUGCUGCAGGAGAAGAAGGCCAACAUGAUCAACGGUACCAUCAACAACGACAAGACAUCGAUGGAGAAGCUUACGCCGGAGGACAUGCAGUUCCUCUUCCGCGGAACCUAG
Baudoinia panamericana UAMH 10762 is the source of this 2067-nucleotide messenger RNA. RefSeq lists its product as uncharacterized. The record is from RefSeq and is a predicted model, not a curated record. Lineage: Eukaryota; Fungi; Ascomycota; Dothideomycetes; Mycosphaerellales; Teratosphaeriaceae. The transcript is spliced from 2 exons. Gene Ontology annotation, molecular function: metal ion binding; ATP-dependent chromatin remodeler activity; ATP binding. The coding region runs from base 1 to 2067 and encodes 688 amino acids.